AAGCUAUCUUUUUGAUUUAGCUCCCUUUCUUUGUUGCCAUGACUGUUAGGUAAACAGCGCGUAAAUUCAUAAUGGACGAUUGCGGGGAAAGCGAUGCAGAGUCUGAAGUUUUGUUGUCUGAUGGAUCAGAUAUUGGUGUAGACGAAUCCAAUAAUGAAGAUUUUUCAUCUGAUACAGACAGUGACUCAGAUUCCCAAAAACUCGGUCAUCAUUGUGUACAUUAUACAGUCAGUUGAGCGACGUUGGCGAUGAUUUCUGGUCCCACGAACUUCACGAUAUAGAGAUUGCUGAGUUUCAAGAAGAGUAUGGUCCCUCCCAUGAUUUUGAUCCCUUGGACCAUGUAUACCGAUACUUUCUGCUGAUGUUACCAACAGCAAUUUUUGGAAAGAUAGCCGAGGAAGCUAACAGGUAUGCACAACAGACAGCUGAGAGAACUGGGCAGCCUGAUGCUGACUGGACCCCGACAAACGAAAGAGAGGUGAAGGCGUAUUUUGGAUUAUGGAUUUUGAUGGGGAUUAAUCAGUUACCAGAUAUUCAUAUGUACUGGUCUGAUAACAAAUAUAUAGGACACCAGGGUUUCAAAGAAUGCAUGACCAGGAACACAUUUAUAAAAUUGUCCCAGCACUUACACCUCAAUAACAACACUACACAAGGACCGCCAGGAUCUCCACUGUAUGACAAAUCCUCAACACAAGCCAUUAACAGUUUAACACCAGUUCACUUUCUCCUUGUACAUGUAGACUCAUCAUCUUAG
Molecule: messenger RNA, 754 nt
Organism: Saccostrea cuccullata (small rock oyster)
Lineage: Eukaryota; Metazoa; Mollusca; Bivalvia; Ostreida; Ostreidae
Product: piggyBac transposable element-derived protein 4-like
Exons: 3
Coding region: 362-754 (130 amino acids)
Source: RefSeq, a predicted model, not a curated record